GUAUGGAGGAUUUGAUCGAUCUUGGAAGGAUGAGAAAAGUACUCCUCCAAAUAAAAAAAUAAAUGUAAUAAAAUUAUCGUCAUUAUUAAACGGUCCAAGUUCACAUAAACUUGUUAUUACUAUGAGUGCAAGUAUACCCAUUACUACAAGUGCAAUAGAUCGAUUCAUUACUCUAAAAAUUAUCUGCUUUUGA
Racocetra persica is the source of this 193-nucleotide messenger RNA. NCBI's taxonomy places the organism in Eukaryota, Fungi, Glomeromycota, Glomeromycetes, Diversisporales, Gigasporaceae. The record is from the annotation of a GenBank genome assembly.